AUGGCAGAAACAUCAAAAACUGUUCCUCAAAAGGAAAAAGCUUCUUCAUCGAGGCCGGCGGCGAUAAAACGCUGGUGGAGCCACGCCUUGAGGAGUGCGUUCCCGGGGGCGGCUUCUUGGGUGCCUGGUGCAAUUCUGAACCUCGAGAGUUGGGUUCGGAAACUAGCUUCGACCUCUUCGUAUGCUGAGCGCUCAUGGCGCGAUUUGGCAAAGGGUCGAUGGGAGGCCAAGAAUCAUGGUAAGCUUCUUUACACAGACAUUGCCGUCAUGAGUCCCUCGACUGGGGAGCAGGAGGCCCCAAAGCCGGCGAAGGAUAAGAAGAGGAAAAGGGUCUCGCCCUCUGAUACUCCAAAGCCCAAGAAGAGCAAGGCCCGCAGGUCGAAAAAGGACACCGCAGCCCUGCCUGCUGAUGUUGCUCAGCGUCUAAUGGAGGAAGAAGAGGAAGAUGAAGAUGCUGACUUCGAGCUAGUAGCUCGAGCGAAGAGGGUCCCCGAGGCCCCGAAGGCCGCUGAGACGGUGACGAUCGAAGAGGUUCAGCCUCGAACCGAAGAGAUCUCAGAGGGUGGCCCAAGCAAAGUCCCCGAGUCCUCGGAGGCUGAAGAUGCCUCCCCCCUUGAUGAGAAAUCGGCGGAUUUGUCUGAAGGGGCCGGUUCCGUGGCCCUUCGAGACAAAAAGAACGCCCCAAGUGACUUGCUUGGGUCAAUAGACGUUGAUGAUUCGCUGCCCCUCCCCACAUUUUUCGAGGGGAAAAUUCAGGAGGCCCAUGCCAUGGGGACCCCCAAUGUGGGAAUGGCCCACGAAGGGGAGGACCUUUUUCACGACUGCUUCACAGGAGUCGAAGAUGCUUCCGAUCUGGGUGAUGCAUCGAGUAUCUUCAAUGAGGCUCAUCGACUCUUGAGUAAGGCCUUGAUGCUUCAUCGGGAAGCAUUUUCUAAAUCCUGGGCAGAGCUGAACCGGUGUGAGGCCGAUCUUAAAAGGCUUACGAAGGAGAGAAAUGCCCUCAAACUUCUCAGUGGGCAAAAAGAAGAGGAGAUCAAGUUCCUUCGAGCCGAGUUGGCCACAACCCAUGAAGAGCAAACCGACUUGAUUGAGCAGGUUCCGCAUAGGGUCGAGAAGAUUGAACAGCUCCGUGAAGAGGCCAAUAUGAUGAGGGCGGAGACUUUGGGGUGGAAACAAAACAUGGAUCACCUUGCCUCGGAGAAAGAGACUGCUCGAGCGCAACCGUCAUCGGCCGAACGUCAGCUCCAAAGCAUGAAGGAGGAAAGCUCAGCUCAGGCCAAGAAAAUGAAGGAGCUCGAGGCCAGUUAG
This is a messenger RNA of Nicotiana attenuata, 1308 nucleotides long. RefSeq lists its product as uncharacterized. The record is from RefSeq and is a predicted model, not a curated record. The transcript has 5 exons. The coding region runs from base 1 to 1308 and encodes 435 amino acids. NCBI's taxonomy places the organism in Eukaryota, Viridiplantae, Streptophyta, Magnoliopsida, Solanales, Solanaceae.